AUGCGACUCACGGGGUUUUGGAGCGUUAGAUGUUAUGAAGUUAGCUUCGAUUCGAUGGGUGAACCAGGGGUGGGGGAAAUCGGAGAAGAGGGAGCCACGCCUAGCCAUCGUCCAGCUCCGCCCACUCUGCCGCGCCUCUCGUCACCAUCAGGUUCAUCGUCGCCGUUUGUGGAGCCGCGAGGAGCAUCGCUGUCGAAGCCACGCCGAUCGUCGUUGCCCAGUCGUCGUUCUGCCUCCCACCAAGCCCGUGCCGCCACUGACGUCGCCGAACAGAGGAGGGCGACCACCACGAGGAGCCAUCGCUGUCCUUGCUCGUCGUCUCCCUUAGAUCCAUCGCCGCCUAGCCGUUUCUGUGAGCUCGCUGCCUCCUCGCGCCAGUCACCAUCGCUAUCGGUGAAGAGGAGCCAUCGCGCUCCGCCGAUGACCAGCCUCCAUCAAGCUUCGAAGAGAGAGAGAAAGACAGUGCGCGAAGAUGAGAGAGAGAGGGGAAGCCGAUCCAGUCACCAUCGCCGCACCCAAUCGCCAUCAUCGUCACGGGAGCCUGUCGUUGUAGCUGGUAUGAGUCACCGCCACUGCUGUUGCGAAGCCACCGUCUCCGUUAGUUGCUCAGCCUUGUCUCUGUUUUUGGUUUCCCUUUUGUGUGCCGAAGUCGCUGCUGCCGUGAUGGUGGACGUGGGGUUGCUUGUGCCUAAACAAAGCUGUUACUGUUGCUGCUCCAUUCCUUUGUUCUUUUCAAGUUUUAGUAUUUCUGGCUGAAAUUGAGGGACCUGAGCAAAAAUCUGAUUCAGGCUGAAAAAGGACUGCUGAUGCUGUUGGAUUCUGACCUCCCUGCAUUCGAAAUGGAUUUUCUGGAGCUACAAAACUCUAAAUGGCGCGCUCUCAACGGCGUUGGAAAGUAGACAUCUAGAGCUUUCCAGCAAUAUAUAAUAGUUCAUACUUUAUUCGAGAUUUAACGAUGAAAACUGGUGUUCAAUGCUAGUUCCAUGCUGCAUUCUGGAGUCAAACGCCAGAAACACGUCAUAAACCUGAGUUAAACGCUAGAAACACGUUACAACUUGGUGUUUAACUCCAAGAGAAGCCUUUGCACGUGUAAAGCUCAAGCUCAGCCCAAGCACACACUAAGUGGGUCCCGGAAGUGGAUUUCUGCAUUAAUUACUUAUUUCUGUAAACCCUAGUAGCUAGUCUAGUAUAAAUAGGACAUUUUACUAUUGUAUUAGACAUCUUGGUUUCGUCUUUUGUCUUAGCAUCCAUCUUUGGAUGUUUAGUUCUUAGACUUUGGGGGCUGGCCAUUCGGCCAUGCCUGGACCUUGAUCACUUUUGUAUUUUCAACAGUGGAGUUUCUACACACCAUAGAUUAAGGGUGUGGAGCUCUGCUGUACCUCGAGUUUUAAUGCAAUUACUACUAUUUUCUAUUCAAUUCAGCUUAUUCUUGUUCUAAGAUAUUCAUUGCACUUUAACUUGAUGGAUGUGA
Arachis duranensis is the source of this 1471-nucleotide messenger RNA. RefSeq lists its product as uncharacterized. NCBI's taxonomy places the organism in Eukaryota, Viridiplantae, Streptophyta, Magnoliopsida, Fabales, Fabaceae. The record is from RefSeq and is a predicted model, not a curated record. The coding region runs from base 1 to 756 and encodes 251 amino acids. The transcript has 3 exons.